ACGGAACGGGGUUGUUUUCGUCGCCUUUAUUCCUUGCCCUUCGCUCCCGCUCAGUUUCUUCUGGAUCCCAAUCCCUCGUCUCCCAAAUCAAUCUCUCUUCGCUUCUCGAUUUCUUUGAUCUGUUUCGGAAAAAGCUUCGAUCUUGGGAAUUGAUGACGGCGGUUUUGAGUAAGUGCGGUGUAAUCUCGCCGUUUGGGCACCGUUCAGUGGCCCCUUCUUGGGAGAAGAGGAGCCCUUCUUUUGUUGGGUUUCCUCUCUCUUCCUCCUGGACGAUCGAGUCUCUGAUGCCUUCUUCUCGGAAUAGCUGUUUCCAUGGGAGGAGAUUGAUUUCUGGGGCUUGGAGGGGGAAGGCCGUGAAGGGGAAGUUUAGUUCUUCCCCCGUACAGAUGAGCCUCUGCUUCGGAAAGGCUUUGAAAUGGUGGGAGAAGAAGCUCCAGCCCAACAUGAAGGAGAUCGAAUCAGCCCAGGAUCUCGUGGACUCUUUUUUGAACGCAGGAGACAAGCUUGUCAUAGUAGAUUUCUUCUCCCCUGGUUGUGGAGGCUGCAAAGCCCUCCAUGCAAAGAUUUGCCAGUUUGCAGAUCUGAGCCCAGAUGUUCUCUUCCUCCAAGUAAACUAUGAAAAGCACAAAUCCAUGUGUUAUAGCUUAAAUGUCCACGUUCUUCCCUUCUUUAGGUUUUACAGGGGAGCACACGGUCGUCUUUGUAGCUUCAGCUGCACCAAUGCAACUAUUAAGAAAUUUAAAGAUGCAUUGGCCAAACACACCACUGAGAGAUGCAGCCUGGGCCCAACAAAGGGGCUGGAGGAAUCAGAGCUCAUGGCUUUGGCUGCAAACAAGGAUCUCUCUUUCAAUUUCAUAAGAAAGCCAGUUCCUGUUCUCGGCGCAAUACUUCCGGUGUCUUCAACUCCGAGAGUCAUCCAAGAUUCUGAGGACAAGGCUCUGGUCGCAGCUGGGGGAUGAGGUGAUAAUUUUUGAAACCUUAUCUCCCUGUUUCUCCCUUCUUCCUUUCUUUUGUACAGUUCCCUUCUUGGUUGCCGUCUAUAGUUGUACUCCUGGGUUUCUUCUCGCUAGAAUAUUUUUUUUUUUCUGGAGAGUGGACGUCUGGAUAUAUGACACUUGUAAAAAUAGUUUUUAUAUAUUUAGUUGAUUAUGGUAGAGUGAUAUAUUGCAAAAUA
This is a messenger RNA of Phoenix dactylifera (date palm), 1174 nucleotides long. RefSeq names its product thioredoxin-like 1-2, chloroplastic. Gene Ontology annotation, biological process: cell redox homeostasis. Gene Ontology annotation, cellular component: chloroplast. NCBI's taxonomy places the organism in Eukaryota, Viridiplantae, Streptophyta, Magnoliopsida, Arecales, Arecaceae. The record is from RefSeq and is a predicted model, not a curated record.